Cloeon dipterum is the source of this 1228-nucleotide messenger RNA. It is a transcript of the gene Alg-2, whose product is annotated as Apoptosis-linked gene-2. Gene Ontology annotation, molecular function: calcium ion binding. The coding region runs from base 186 to 707 and encodes 173 amino acids. Lineage: Eukaryota; Metazoa; Arthropoda; Insecta; Ephemeroptera; Baetidae. The record is from RefSeq and is a predicted model, not a curated record. The transcript has 4 exons.
GCACGCCCCUUUUAUUGCUGCACUGCACUCUUUCAAUAACUUGUCAACACAAUUGAGGAAUUUCAUCAUAACACGUCAGUUGCUACCAAUUUGGACUUUACCUGCGGACGUGCGGUCUUCAGAAGUAAUUAUCUCCGACUGGAGCAUUAAUUAGCAAGAGGAAAUCAACGGGAAAGAACGAAACCAUGGCGAUGCCGAGCAGGGAGUUCCUUUGGGACAUCUUCAGGAGAUUCGACCGUGAUGGAAGUGGAACAAUCACAGCCAACGAAUUGCAACAAGCACUGUCCAAUGGCAGUUGGACUCCCUUUAACCCGGAGACUGUCCGUGUUAUGAUCGGAAUGUUUGAUAGAAACAACUGUGGAGCGAUAAACUUCAACGACUUUGGUUCUCUCUGGAAGUACGUGGUUGACUGGCAAAACUGCUUCCGCUCAUUCGACAGGGAUAAUUCCGGAAACAUCGACAAAGAGGAGUUGAAGCAGGCUCUCGUCACCUUUGGCUACAGAUUGUCAGACAACCUGAUAUCGCUGCUUCUUCGAAAGUUCGACAGAAAUGGCCAGGGAACCAUCUAUUUUGACGACUUCAUUCAGUGUUGUGUUGUAUUGUCGACCCUGACGAAUGCAUUCCGUACCUAUGACACAGAUAUGGACGGCGUGAUACAGAUUCACUACGAACAGUUCCUGACGAUGGUGUUCAGUGCAAGGGUUUGAUCAUUUCUACACGUCAGCAAAUUCCAGUGGCCAAUCGUUUAAUAUGUUCCUCACCAGCUUUACCACCUACUUCAACACGCUCGCCUUCAAAUUUUUUUCUUCAAUCUAAAUUUUAUAUAUACCUCCAAACCUAACUAAUUAAAGUAUUUCGAAAUUUCCGAGGUACAUUAUUAAGUAGUGGCACUUGAUAACCGUGAGUUAACAAUAAGAAUAAAAAAACUGGAGCUGGACACAGACAGAGAAGACCACAUUUUUCGCUUGCAAGUUUCUAAUUCCUGAUGUGUUUUUUUUUAAUAUUUAUUGCUCAAAGUGUUAAUUUAGUUCAAAGUGGUAAUUUUUAAUUAAUAAAUUUUCAUCUAAUGGAACGCAUGUCAUGCCUUCAGUCUUACAAUUUUCACGUGAAAUUUAAAAUAACGUUGGCAAAGUUGAAGCUAUAAAUAUAUAAAAAAAUCUUUUUGCCUGUUAAAACUGCUGUCUUUCAUAAUAAAUAAAGAAAUACAAAAAGAUUAUCUCCACACCAA